Molecule: messenger RNA, 3730 nt
Organism: Anopheles darlingi
Lineage: Eukaryota; Metazoa; Arthropoda; Insecta; Diptera; Culicidae
Product: tyrosine-protein kinase Dnt-like
Exons: 6
Coding region: 1066-2709 (547 amino acids)
Biological process (GO): positive regulation of kinase activity; multicellular organism development; cell surface receptor protein tyrosine kinase signaling pathway
Cellular component (GO): signaling receptor complex
Molecular function (GO): ATP binding; protein kinase activity
Source: RefSeq, a predicted model, not a curated record
GUUUAGACGUUUGCUCGCGGAGUUGAAACGCCACCUCAAAGCCGGUAAAGAAGGUAUCGCCGGACGCGUGAAUUUUUCCCAGUGUGUUUGAUUCUAAUUUGAUCUACUGAUUCUCGGUGCUGCAGAGGUUCGAUCGCGUGUCCAUCCGAUCGAUUUUUCACUCGUUGCUUGUGUGAUUUGGUGUACAUUUGCAUUGGCUACGCAUCAACAUGCUAAAAGAUCCGUCCAGUUUGUGUGUGCUUAAAAGAAAAACAUAAAUUACUUGAGCCCAGUCGAGGCAUCUCUAAAUGCAACUAUGAACGUUGGAUCGUAUCGUUUCCACGUCGAAGAAGAAACCUCGCAUCAGUAAUAAGUGAAAUCAAUGUUUGCGAUCAACCAGUUGUGUUGCUGAGGUUCGAAAAAAAACCCCGCUGUGCAACGGUCCAUUCCAACCAUUCGCAUGAAGUUGCGUAAGUUUUACGGUGAAGCUUAGCUGACAACCAUCCUUCAAAAUCAUCACUAACGUGUGAGAUUGAUGUGCCAAAGGUGGUGAGUGUGGCCAGAUCGAAGUGAUUUAUGAUCUAGUGAUAACGCAAUGGCGAUUGGCUUCAAUCGAUGAACUAUUAAACAAUAGUUCAGGUGCUUCAGCUGAAGAAGAUUGCUGCGUGAGAUACAAGCCAGGUGGCCGCGAAUCUGCCGUGGGGUGUGUUUGUGCGGUUGUGUAUGUGCCUGGGUCUCUGUCUUCGCGAGCCCGAUUACUUGCGAAGCUGGAAGUGAUGAAGUGUUAAGUGCCGUGUACGUACUCGGGGCGAGCGAAAACCGGGGAAGCGAAAAAAUAUAAGAAAAGGUCUUACGACCCAAUUCAACAACGCGCGCCAUGAAAUUGUAAGCGGUAACGCGUGACGAAGAGAAAACAAAAGAGUGACCAACAAGAAAGACGACGAAGGAAAGCAGCAGAAUUCACCAAAAAGCAAACGAGAAAGGGUUUAAAACAAAGCAGUGAAGAGUGCUGGUGGUGGUGGUUGUGGUGUAGAGCGGAAAACCAGAAAUCCCAACCAGAGUUGAAAACCCCGCGCGGCCGUCAGAAUGACGAAUUUAUGUGUUUACGUUGGAUUACUGCUGUCCCUGCUGGUGGCGUCCGGUCAGGCGCAUCUAAAUCUGUUUCUCAACGAGGUCGAAGUGCAGCGAUUACUCGGACUCUCCGCCGAGAUCUACUACAUCCGUGAAGGACUUGUGAACGAAUAUGCGCUCCACUUUACCGUACCGGUACCGGCGGAUGUCGAAGAGAUCUCCUUCACCUGGCAGAGCCUUGCAAAGAAGCCGCUGCCAUAUCGUAUCAACAUUCACUCCCCGGAUCCGAUUGCCCUACCGAAACCAUCAAUGAACAUUUCUUGGCAGGGUGAGGUCCCUGAACACAUCGAAACGUUUGCCAUCGAACUGCAGUGCAGUGGCCGAAAGUCGGCCGAAGUCGACAUAACGAUCACGGUGGAGGUGACGCUCGAUCGGGUGACGGGCAAUGCGACAGAAUUACUGUUUCGUCGUAAAAAGAUCUGUUUGAUGAGUGAACAUCCACCAGAUCCUCAUCAACCGGAUCCCUAUCUGCUAGAGAACGCAUCGAACGGUCAGAGUGGUCUGGUGACGUUGAUCGUUGGGGUUAUUCUAGCGAUUCUGUUCGUCGCCAUCAUCAUCAGUAUUGCAUACUGUGCACGUGGCUCAUUCAAUCGAAAACCACAUCACGCCCAACCGAUCCGCACAUCCAGCUUCCAGCGUCUUUCAACCCACGUCCCAUCCGUACCAUCCACUAUCUUGUCACCACCCUCGAUUGCACCGACGAUAGCAACACUCUCACGCACGCGGAUCUACGCAAACGCUGAACCGGAAGAGUUGCAGCGACGCAUUUCCGAGCUGACGGUACAGCGAUGUCGUGUACGACUGUCAAGUCUGCUGCAGGAAGGAACCUUUGGACGGGUCUAUCGUGGUAGCUACAACGACAGCCAAGAGGUGCUGGUGAAAACCGUUGGCCCUCAUGCAUCGCAGAUUCAAGUGUCUUUGCUUCUACACGAGGGCAUGAGUCUGUACGGGGCACAACAUCCAGGCAUUUUGUCGGUGCUGGGAGUAUCGAUCGAUGAUCAUACGGCACCCUUUCUACUAUAUCUGGCACCGGAAAACACGCGCAAUCUGAAGAUCUUCCUCCAAGAACCGGUCGCUCGUACGCUGACCACGAUCCAGAUCGUCAUGAUUCAGCUUCAGUUGGCACAAGCUCUCGGUCAUCUACACAGCCACGGUGUCAUCCACAAGGACAUCGCAGCGCGCAACUGUGUAAUUGAUGAUCAACUACGAGUGAGGCUAGCCGAUAACUCCUUGUCCAGAGACCUGUUCCCAGGUGACUACUACUGUCUUGGAGACAGUGAAAACCGUCCUAUCAAGUGGCUUGCGCUGGAAUCGAUCCAGUACAAACAGUUCAGCGAAGCAUCGGACACUUGGGCGUUUGGAGUCCUGAUGUGGGAACUUUGCACCCUUGCCAAGCAACCGUACGCUGAGGUCGAUCCAUUCGAGAUGGAGCACUAUUUGCGCGACGGUUACCGGUUAUCACAACCCAUCAAUUGUCCAGAUGAGUUGUUUGCGAUAAUGGCUUACUGCUGGACAAUGCUGCCAAUGGAGCGUCCUUCCUUUGACCAACUACAGAUCUGCCUGCAGGAUUUCUACGCACAGCUGACACGCUAUGUCUAGGCAAGGCCAACAACAGGUCAGCAGUUGUACAUGUUUCCUUCGCCCCGGGCACUAUCAAUUAAGCCAUAGAGUUAGAAUAAGGCACCGGUCACUACUGCCAACUGCCACGAUACCUCCUAAUCAGUCAUCAGGAUUCCACCCAUCAGCAAUUCGACCAUUGGGAUACCAAACAUCUGCCCUCGAACAUUUACCCUCGACUCCAUAUGAUUAGGUGAUCGUGAUGAAUAUUUUGUGCCAAAAAUAGGAAUAGUUAACAGCAGAACGAAACGAAAUAGAGUUCUAAUCUAAAGAAACUGUCUUGUUCGUGCUCGCGUUGUAAGGCAUGUAAUAGUAUCUUGAGGGAUGCGAUUUUGUUUGUUCGUUGAUUUGUUAGAGGAUGCUGAUAGAUGUUUAAGCUUUAACGAGAUAGAUAAGAAAUCAAUUGUGAAAGCAACGAUCCACAUGGAAGGCAAUUUCAUUAUGCGCGAAAAUCGUCAUCAUCACCCAGUACAUGAAGCCUCCCGGCCGAAUCAAUUCAUAUCCAUUCCGUAUGACAUAGGGUGUAAAAGAGGAACCUGGAAUGCAAAUAAUAAGUUAGAAUAAACGCAGCUAGGCAAUAAGCUAAAGAGUAGUUAUUUAUUUUCUAUUUGAUAACAGCAGGCAUGGCACGGGUUAUCGCUAGCAAAAGUAACAAUAAUAAACAUGAAACUCACUAACGCUCCGCAACGGCGAUUAGUUCAAAACACCAAUAACACCGCGAGCUCUAGGCAGCUCUAGAGACGACUAACAUUAUUAGGAACGUCCAAGCGCUUCACGGAGACAUCAUGACAUCAACAAUCCAUUUUCUGUUGUAACCUGUACUUGUAACCUUCCUUUCCCAUCAAUUACCCAUCAAUUAACAUUAAUCUGAACCCAACCCGUUUGCUGAAGUUCCAGGCGAGUGGAUCUUGGCAAUAGUUUUAUUUUCUAAGAUUUAUGCUUGCCGCUGGGUUCGCGACAUUAUCCAGCGCGAAGAAUAAACGGAAUUGUCUAAGCACUUAUU